Messenger RNA from Puccinia graminis f. sp. tritici CRL 75-36-700-3, 1684 nucleotides. RefSeq names its product 3-deoxy-7-phosphoheptulonate synthase. Bases 50 to 1198 code for a protein of 382 amino acids. Gene Ontology annotation, molecular function: 3-deoxy-7-phosphoheptulonate synthase activity. Gene Ontology annotation, biological process: aromatic amino acid biosynthetic process. Lineage: Eukaryota; Fungi; Basidiomycota; Pucciniomycetes; Pucciniales; Pucciniaceae. The transcript has 11 exons. The record is from RefSeq and is a predicted model, not a curated record. Gene Ontology annotation, cellular component: cytoplasm.
AUCAUGGUCAACAGCCAAAAACCCAUCCAGAACCAACCCAACAAUCAAGAUGCUCAAGCCAGAACUCACUCACUCUCGAUCUCACUCCGGUUCCUCAGUCGUCAACGUGCUCGAUGACCUGCGGGUGAAGAAUGUCAGACCACUGAUCCCUCCCCAGAUUCUCAUGGAAGAUUAUCCGGUCAGCCAGACUGCUAUCAAUACUAUCACUGCCGGAAGACUUGGGGCCGAUGCUAUCGUCAAAGGCCAAGACGACCGACUACUUGUUAUCGUCGGACCUUGUUCCAUUCAUGACACCAAAGCUGGCUUAGAGUAUGCGAAAUUACUCAAGGCCUACGCAGACGGGGCAAAAGAUCAUCUACAUAUCCUCAUGCGGACGUACUUCGAGAAGCCAAGAACAACCGUUGGCUGGAAAGGAUUGAUCAAUGAUCCAUGCCUCGAUGGCUCCUUUCAAAUCAACAAGGGUCUCCGGAUCGCCAGAGGAUUCCUACUUGAAUGUGCCGAAUUGGGCAUUCCCGUGGCGGUUGAGUUUCUGGACCAAAUUUCUCCUCAAUAUAUCGCUGAUACGGUCUCAUGGGGUGCUAUCGGUGCUCGAACAACAGAAUCUCAAUGCCACCGAGAACUAGCCUCUGGCCUUUCAACACCGGUUGGGUUCAAGAAUGGAACCAAUGGUAGUGUCGGCAUUGCUAUCGAUGCUAUCCGGGCUGCCAAGUCCGGGCACGUCUUCCUAUCUGUCACCAAGCAGGGUAUAUCCGCCAUCGUUGAAACCAAUGGAAAUGAUGCAUGUCAUGUGAUCUUGAGAGGAUCAAACACCGGGCCAAAUUUCUCAUCUAGUCACAUCAAAGAAUGUGUCCAGGAGCUCUCGAAGGCAGGAUUGAAACCACUCGUCAUGGUCGAUUGCUCUCACGGAAAUUCGGAAAAGAAACAUGAAAGGCAAUUGGUCGUCACCGAGGACCUCGCUAAUCAGCUUGAAAAUCCUGAGACUCAAGAUUUCAUCAUGGGUGUCAUGAUCGAAUCAAACCUGGUCGAAGGUAAACAAAGCCUGGAGGCCCUUGGACCAAACAAGCUUGCUUACGGACAGUCAAUCACCGAUGCUUGUUUGGACUGGGAAUCAACCAAGAAAGCCCUAGAUAGGUUGAAGGCUGCAGUUGGCCAGAGACGCUCUCAAAAACUUGCUGCAGGCUCCUCCGGCUCUGCUUAAAAAGCCAUCUCAUACGAUACCCCAAACGCGGAAAAAGGAAAGUAAAAAAAAAAAAUCACUAUACCGUUCCCCACAAAAAAAAACUGCAGAGGAAAAAUAACCAACGAGUCGACAAUACCGCUAAACGUACAAUGUGUCUUUGAAUUCUUCACGCAUGUCUACAAAACUUAACCCCUGCUUGUCUUUUUUUCUUUUUCUCUCUGUUUAUUUGAAUGAUACCCCUUGUCUUGCAAUCAGAGCUUUUUUCGCGCCAAAUACCUUCCUCGUUUCGUGUCCCAUGUUGUCUCUGCUAGUCAUGCACUCCAGCAGAUUUGCAUUCAUAGUAUAGGGGAGUUCCACAAUUGCUUAAGCCCUUUUUUUACACCCAAUUGGUUGUGGACAAUGUUUGUGGACAUGAGCUAGUUUGUAAUCAUCACCUCAAGCCUGUCCUUGAGAUCUGAAUAGUUCCAUAUGAGUUAUUUUAGCCUAGAUAUUUUCUCUCAAAGU